AUAGAAUCGGAGAGAAAUUGGGAGGAUUCACAGGAUCCGAACCCGCUGAUCCGUGCCCUAGCUGUGCGGACUAUGGGCUGCAUUCGUGUUGAUAAAAUCACAGAAUAUCUAUGUGAUCCUCUUCAAAAGUGGGGUCAAGUUUUUAUAUUAGAUGCUUUAUCGAAGUAUAAAGCAGCUGAUCCCCGUGAAGCUGAAAAUAUUGUUGAGAGAGUCACGCCAAGGUUGCAACAUGCAAACUGCGCAGUUGUGCUUUCAGCUGUUAAGAUGAUCCUUCAACAAAUGGAACUUAUUACUAGUACAGACGUAAUUCGAAAUCUUUGCAAGAAGAUGGCUCCACCCCUUGUUACAUUGCUCUCUGCGGAACCUGAGAUUCAGUAUGUUGCACUUCGUAACAUUAAUCUUAUUGUGCAAAAACGACCCACCAUCCUUGCCCAUGAAAUCAAGGUUUUCUUCUGCAAGUAUAACGACCCAAUUUAUGUUAAGAUGGAGAAGUUGGAGAUUAUGAUAAAACUUGCCUCUGACAGAAACAUAGACCAGGUUCUUCUGGAGUUCAAAGAGUAUGCCACGGAAGUAGAUGUCGAUUUUGUUAGAAAGGCUGUUCGUGCUAUAGGCCGAUGUGCUAUCAAACUAGAGAGAGCAGCCGAACGUUGCAUCAGUGUUUUGCUUGAGUUGAUCAAGAUCAAAGUAAAUUACGUUGUUCAAGAGGCAAUUAUUGUCAUCAAAGAUAUCUUCAGAAGAUAUCCAAACACGUACGAGUCAAUAAUUGCCACACUCUGUGAGAGUUUAGAUACUUUGGAUGAACCAGAAGCUAAGGCAUCUAUGAUAUGGAUCAUUGGUGAAUAUGCUGAACGAAUUGACAACGCCGACGAGCUUCUUGAAAGUUUUCUUGAGAGUUUUCCUGAGGAACCAGCACAGGUCCAGCUGCAGCUUCUUACUGCUACAGUUAAGCUAUUUCUGAAGAAGCCAACUGAAGGACCUCAACAAAUGAUUCAGGUUGUCUUGAAUAAUGCCACUGUAGAGACGGAUAAUCCUGAUCUCAGAGAUCGUGCAUACAUAUACUGGCGUCUUCUAUCUACUGAUCCUGAGGCGGCGAAAGAUGUUGUUUUAGCGGAAAAGCCCGUGAUUACUGACGAUUCAAACCAACUCGACCCAUCACUCCUUGACGAGCUGCUCACAAACAUCUCCACCUUGUCCUCUGUGUACCACAAACCCCCAGAGGCUUUUGUGACCCGCUUGAAAACGACAGUUCAGAAAACAGAGGACGAGGACUUUGCGGAAGGAAGCGAAACAGGAUACUCAUCCAGUAAUCCGGUUGAUAGCGCAGCUUCUCCUCCAGCUUCCAUAGGUAAUGUCGCACACCCUGCAGGAAGACAACCAGCUCCUGCACCGGCGGUCCCAGCUCCUGUCCCCGAUCUGCUAGGUGACUUGAUGGGAUUGGACAAUGCCGCGAUUGUCCCUGUUGAUGAACCCACGACUCCCUCUGGGCCUCCCUUGCCCGUUGUCGUGCCGGCUUCAACCGGUCAAGGUCUGCAGAUAAGCGCUCAACUAACCCGAAGAGACGGACAAGUAUUCUACAGUAUGCUCUUCGAGAACAACACUCAGGCGGUACUUGAUGGUUUCAUGAUUCAGUUCAACAAGAACACAUUCGGUCUCGCAGCUGCUGGACCUCUUCAGAUUCCGCCUUUGCAACCGGGAACAUCUGCGAGGACAAUGCUACCUAUGGUCUUGAUGCAGAACAUGUCUGCUGGUCCUCCAAGCUCGCUCUUACAAGUCGCUGUCAAAAACAAUCAGCAGCCUGUUUGGUACUUCUCCGACAAGAUUAUACUUCAUGCUCUUUUCGGUGAAGACGGUAGAAUGGAACGUGGAACCUUCCUCGAGACAUGGAGGUCGUUACCGGACACGAACGAAGUCCAGAAAGAAUUCCCCGGGAUCACCAUCACGAGCGUGGAAUCAACCAUUGAUUUGCUCGCAGCGUUCAAUAUGUUCUUCAUAGCAAAGCGCAAGAACGGGAGCCAAGAUGUGAUAUAUUUAUCAGCAAAGGUUCCGAGAGAUGUACCGUUCUUGAUCGAACUCACUGCAAUGGUGGGCCAAGCAGGUCUCAAAUGCGCAGUGAAAACUCCCACUCCCGAGAUCGCUCCUCUCUUCUUCGAAGCCGUCGAGCUUCUCUUCAAGGCUUGA
Molecule: messenger RNA, 2178 nt
Organism: Thlaspi arvense
Lineage: Eukaryota; Viridiplantae; Streptophyta; Magnoliopsida; Brassicales; Brassicaceae
Source: the annotation of a GenBank genome assembly